This is a messenger RNA of Aspergillus affinis, 1857 nucleotides long. Its product is annotated as Nonribosomal peptide synthetase 8. The transcript has a single exon. Bases 1 to 1857 code for a protein of 618 amino acids. Lineage: Eukaryota; Fungi; Ascomycota; Eurotiomycetes; Eurotiales; Aspergillaceae. The record is from RefSeq and is a predicted model, not a curated record.
AUGAUAUUCUGUGGCCGUCGGGCUGGGUUCGUCAAGAUCCGCGGACUGCGUGUCGAGCUUGGUGAGAUUGAAAAUGUCAUUUGUGACUUUCUUCCCGGUGGUGAACGAGCUGCAGUCAUUCUGGCUGGGGACGAAAAUGCGAGUUCCUCAGGCCUGGUGGCUUUCAUAGAACAAAAAUAUGAGCAACCAUCGUCCUUGGCAGACCGCAUGAGCACGGGUUUACGGAAGACCCUACCAUCAUACAUGGUCCCCAGUGCCUUCGUACCUCUUCGGUCAAUGCCGCUGACUGAUUCCAAGAAGAUUGACCGUCAGCGUCUAGUUGCAGACUGGGUGAGGAUGACGUCCUCUGAGAAGAUGGCGCUUCGACCUGGUGGUGCCCUCAAUGAUACAUGGUCCCAGAUCGAUCCCGCUAACUCGCGAGCAAUCGAACUUAGCAACAUCAUUGGAGACCUUGUUGAGAAAAAUCAUCCCUCCACUGGGAAAGGCCUGCGCCGCUGGGACUUUCCUUUGACCAGUGUAGGGUUGGACUCCAUCCAAACUGUAUACUUCUCCAGGGAGAUCCGCCGCCGUUUGGGAGGCGCCAUUCGGGUUCAAGACCUCCAACAGCCUGGAAUCACAGUGUGUCAGAUUGAGCAGCAACUUUCUGAGCGGGCCAGCGGCGGAUCAGACGGACAGUCAAGUGCCAACAUUCCCAAAGACCUCCUCGGUGAAUUGCGUUCCAUCAAUAUCCCGGUACCUAUCCACACUAACAAGACCAAAACAAUAUUUGCAACCUUGGUGACUGGCUUUCUAGGCAGCCAGGUGCUUCAGGAACUAUUGGAGCACCACACUGUGGCCCGCAUUGUGGGCUUAGUGCGUGCAGGGAAUGAAGAGGAAGCCCUAGACAAGAUACGAGACCAUGCUCAGCUUGGUCAGUGGUGGCGGGCUGAAUUCGAGUCCCGAAUCGAAGUGUGGCUUGGUGAUUUGAAUCUUCCAAGGCUGGGUCUUGACGAUUCACAUUGGAUGGACCUGACGGGUCGGAUGCGUAUUGAUGGACUCAUCCACAAUGGUGCCCGGGUCAAUUGGUUGGACAAUUUCUCGACACUGAAGCCCGCCAAUGUCGACAGCACGCGCGCUAUCCUGGAGGCACUUUCCGAAAUGCCAACGCCGUGUCCGUUCACCUACGUGUGCAGCGGCUAUCUGCCAACCCCCAGCGAAACCCGAGAGCAAGUAUCGAACAGCCUCGCUCAAGCAUGUGGGUAUGACCAAAUCAAGUUUCUGUCACGGAUGACGGUAGAGAAAUAUAAUGACCAGCUCGGCAAACGGCCGAAACGGUCGGUCCCGCGAGGACGGGUGGUACAACCGGGAUUUCUGGCAGGCACAAGAUGGGAAGGAAUUGCUCAUCCCGAUGACUUCCUGUGGCGGCUGGCUUACAGCAUCCUGUCUAUUGGAAGGGUGAGCGGUGACCUGCAGCAAGGACAUAUUCCAGUGACAGGAGUUGAACAGAUGGCGUCCCUUGUGGUGGACACUGUUUUGAACCCGCAGGGCGAGCAGGCAGUGGAUUGUCACGAUGGGGUCUCGAUUGAGACCUUCUGCAGUAUUCUUAAUAACCGCAGUGGUCGGCCAGUCACAACGAUGGACCACAGUGAGUGGAUGACGGCGUUAAGGGCCGACAUAGAGAACAAUACCUUGGACCACCCUUUCCUACCCGUGUUGGAUUGGUUUGAGGCGAACAUAGAGCAGUUCAUGCGCCCUCCUCCAGCGGGGCUACCCUCUUUAUUCAAUGAAAGAGACACAGUUGCAGCCCUAGAAAAAAGCACAGAUUACUUAGUCGACGGCUUCCUUCAGAGGGAUGUUUUCUCGCGACUUGAGACCUAG